AUAAGAGUCAAAUAACUUCUCAUGCUCUCUGAUCUGUUGGUGUGGUUAUAUUGUUUUCCAUGAGGCAUUUCAUCAAUCUGUGGUUUUCUCUGAUCUGUUUGUGUUCAAUUUUUGUGCCUUUUUUUUUUUUUUAUGUGUUUUCCAUGACACUAUAAAAGUAGGUUUCUUGAUCCUUCGUGUAAACCUCUGUUGUUUUUGGAUAUAUGUGUGAGUUUACUUUUCAUUUUUCCUAACUGAUUAUGAUUAUGCACACGAACUGCUUGUUGAAAUGCGUCAAUGAGGCAUUUCAUCAAUCUGUGGUUUUCUCUUAUCUGUUUGUGUUCAAUGUUUGUACCUUUUUUUUUUUUUAUGUGUUUUCCAAGACAGUAUAAAAGUAGGUUUCUUGAUCCUUCAUGUAAACCUCUGUUGUAUUUGGAUAUAUGUGUGAGUUUACUUUUCAUUUUGCCUAACUGGUUAUGAUUAUGCACACAGACCGCUUGUUGAAAUGCGUCAAUGAGUGUAGAAGGAAGUUGUAGGAAAAAUGGUUAAGGAGAAAUUGAAGGACGGUGGUAGUAAUGAUCUGAGAGCUGACUGGAAAGACCUUAAGGAACUACAAGCUUUUUGUCAGUUCUGUGCUGCUCAAGUCCUAGCUAGCCAGAGGAAAGGAGGAUUUUUGACCAAAAUUGGGGUUGACAACGUGAUUGAACAGUUGGGUAGCAUGGGAAAAGUGGUGACUCACCUUCAGAUUAAAAACAAAUGGGAUCAUCUGAAAAAAGGGUGGAAGGAUUAUAACCAGUGUUUUAACAAUGAGACUGGGUUGGGUUAUGAUGCUGGAACUGGGAUGCUUGAGGCCCCUGAUGAGUGGUGGACUCGAAAGAUUGUGGCAUGUCCCCUUGCAAAAACCUUUAAAAUAAAGGUUUGCCGAAUCGUGACUACCUGAACAUCAUGUAUGGAGGCACGGUUGCAACGGGGAAAAAUGCAUUCUGCACUAGCGGUCAAUUACCAAAGGAAACCACCGAAGGGUCUGGGGACUCUGUUGAUAGCACAGAAUUUGUUAACCCCCAAUGUGAACUGUUUAUGAAUGUUGACGCCAUGGAGGUUGAAGGUUCAUCAUUGUCGAGGGCAGGACCAGCAGUGAGUAAGGGGAAAGGCUUGGCAACCAGUGUCCACCUUUUCAAGCCAAUGUACAAGAAAUCAAAAAAAAGAAGCAUUCAGUUGCGCAAGAGAUGUUCGACUCUUUAGAGAGCAUCUCAAAUGUGAUUGUUGAGAGUCGAAGUGUAAGUACACGUAAGGAUAUUGCUUCCACAACAACUACUCAGGUUAAAGCCAUUUUGGACAUGGUGUUGAGUCUUUCAGGGGUGUACUCGGGUCAUUACCUUCAUCUGUUUAGCACCAUCUACUUCAUGGAAAAAGAGUGGGGUAGGCACAUGUUUCCUGCCCUUGGCGAUAACAAGGAUGUCCAACUGAAGUGGCUAGAAAAAGAGUACCAAAGGCACCCUGAAUUUCAUAUUGACUGAAGGAAAGAAAAUUGUCUAGAUAGGAACACGAGCUUGGUGUAGUAAUCGUAUUUUCAGUAUUAUACUUGUUGCAUUAUUGUUUUUCUUUUUUUUUUUUAUUGGUAGAAACUAAAGCUUACCAUGGCUGUGUAUGUAAGACAAUGCCUCUUUUAGCUAUCUUUUUUGUAUUUUUGAUGGUUAUGCACUGUUAUUUGUGGUAAACUUUGAUGAUGGUCGUUCAUGUUUG
Quercus lobata is the source of this 1722-nucleotide messenger RNA. RefSeq lists its product as uncharacterized. The transcript is spliced from 2 exons. The record is from RefSeq and is a predicted model, not a curated record. Lineage: Eukaryota; Viridiplantae; Streptophyta; Magnoliopsida; Fagales; Fagaceae. Bases 521 to 919 code for a protein of 132 amino acids.